AUGACUACCGACCGACCAAAACCACCCGCCCAACCACAACGCCCAGAACCGCGAAACCACCACACUUUCGAUCCCUGGCAGUCAGCCUCAACGGGACACCAGCGAGCAGCUGAAGGUGGCGGUUUCCUCGGCUCAACAUCAUGGCGGGAGACGCGCUCGGCGAAACUGACCAUGCAGUAUCAAAGCGGGGAUUGUCUUCCAGGACGGGCCUUGGGACUGGGAGUGCGGAACACAGCAACGCGAGAGUCGACGCUUGUACCCGGUGCGUUCGAUGGGAAAUGCACGCAGUCGCCGCCUAAAGUACCCACUUAUGGUGAAUGGGCCAUGGUUGCUGGGGAUGUGGCUAAGCGCAAUGAACUCGGCGUUCGGGAUAUUCGGUCGUUUAUGGGCGUUAGCAAGCGGAAGGCAGUGGAUGAACUUGAAAAUGAUACCAAGGCCGAGACGAAGAAGAUUAGGACUGUUGUUGGAGGGAACCGGAGUCCGAGCCCAACACGAAAUACAAAGGAAACGGAAAAGGAAAAGGAAAAGGAACAGUCUCAAAUAGAAGGCAACCCCCAACCCGACUCCGGCUCUGGCGCCAGCCUCGAUCUGAGAUCGACUUCGCAUAUCUUUGCCGGUGUUACGAUUUUCAUCAAUGGCUCCACGCUUCCCCAGAUCUCGGAGUAUAAGCUGAAGCACCUACUUGCGUCGAACGGUGCGAAGACUUCUAUCUACAUGGCCCGGAAGACGGUGACGCAUGUUCUCAUCGGACAGCCCAAUACCGGGUUUGGAAGUGGAAAAGCUGUGGUUGGUGCAGGGGGAGGUCUUGCUGCUGGUAAGCUUCAGGAGGAAAUUGCUCGUGGGGGGUGGAAAGGUGUGAAGGUUGUUAGUGUGGACUGGGCUCUCGAGAGUAUUAAAGCCGGGCGUCGUCUUGCGGAGUCCCGGUUCCCUGGUAUGCAUGUUGCGGCUAUGGGGCAGCGGAGUGUUGCUGGGAUGUUUGGGGCGCAGGGGGCGAAGUGA
Penicillium griseofulvum is the source of this 999-nucleotide messenger RNA. RefSeq lists its product as uncharacterized. NCBI's taxonomy places the organism in Eukaryota, Fungi, Ascomycota, Eurotiomycetes, Eurotiales, Aspergillaceae. The transcript has 2 exons. Bases 1 to 999 code for a protein of 332 amino acids. The record is from RefSeq and is a predicted model, not a curated record.